AUGUCGCUCUCCCAACGCGUGACAGCCAUGGAGGAGCAUGAGCCAUGGAGCAGAGAGGCGAGCCCGGACUCACGACACCGAAAGAUGAGCUUCAAUCCUGUUGGAACAUGGACCGAACAGACUGGCGAAGAGCCGACGAUAGGCGCCUUCGAGGUGCCCAAGUGGAAAAGAAUGCUCCAGGUCUUCUUCGCCGUCAUCUAUUGCCUGUUCGCUGCAGGCGUCGUCUUCGGUUAUGCCGCGAUCAAACCCGUACUACUCGAGGAGGGCGUAUAUAGAGAUUAUUGCACAGAGGAGGAACUCGAAAAGGGCGUACAUGUAUGCUACGAACAAGAGCUUCGUCUAAACCUCAUGUUCACUAUUGCCGCCGUGUCCACAAACGUUGUCGCGUUGCCUGUAGGGUGGAUUCUCGAUCGCUUCGGACCACGAGUAUGCGGGAUUACUGGUGCGGCAUCAAUCACAGUUGGUGCGCUGCUUUUCGCCUUCUCAGAGCAGCUUCCCGUUGAUGGAUAUAUACCUGGCUACCUGUUUCUGGCUCUAGGCGGACCUUUUAUCUUCAUCUCGUCCUUCCAGCUCAGCAACACGUUCCCGCAAUACUCUGGACUCAUCCUGGCUCUGCUCACCGGAGCUUUCGAUACUUCAAGCGCCAUCUUCUUGAUGUACCGCUUGAUUUAUCAGGGCACAGGUGGCGAUUUCUCCAUCAAGAAGUUCUUCCUCAUCUAUCUGAUUGUUCCGGUCUUCAUACUUGCAGUCCAAGUGCUUUUCAUGCCCUCGGUGUCGUAUAAGACCGUUGGCGAACUUGUCACUACAGUGGAAGAGGAGCAAGUCAUUCACGACUCUGACGAUGAGAUCGAAGAUGCAGCCACUGUUCGAAGUCUCCGGGAUGCUCGUCGCGCACACCGAGAAAGCAUUGUCAGCGAAAUCACCUCUUUGUUGGGUACCAAGGAUGGCAAGAACCAAGCGCAAGAAGAAGAGAAGAAGAAAAACAUCUCGGGUGUCUGGGGUGCUCUUCACGGUCGUACUGCCCGUGAGCAGAUUCGUACACCCUGGUUCAUACUCAUCACGCUCUUUACCGUGCUGCAAAUGACGCGUAUCAACUAUUUCGUCGCGACAAUCCGGACACAAUACACCUACCUCUUCCACGACUACAACAAGGCAGUAGAAAUCAACAACUUCUUCGACGUCGCACUACCCGUAGGCGGCGUCUUAUCUGUCCCCUUCAUCGGUCUACUACUCGAUAACACAAGCACCACAUUUACUCUAUCCCUCCUCGUCACCAUCGCUACCACCAUCGGUGUUCUCGGCGUGAUCCCCGAGACAUGGGCCGCCUACGCCAACAUCACCCUAUUCGUCCUCUACCGACCCCUCUAUUACACCGCAGUCUCCGACUACUCCGCCAAAGUCUUCGGCUUCGCCACCUUCGGCAAAGUCUACGGCCUCAUCAUCUGUCUCGCCGGCCUCCUCAACUUCUCCCAAUCCGCCCUCGACGCCGCUACCCACAAGACCUUCCACAACGACCCUGUGCCCAUCAACGUCAUCUUACUCAGUCUGGCGCUGUUGGUGGGUCUUGCGCUUGUGGCGUAUGUGUGGAGGAAGAGUCAGACGCUUCGACGCGAUUGUAUUGAAGAUGAGGCCGAGGAGGCGAGGGAGACGCUUAUGCCGCAUGCUAAUGGCACGGGAUAUGGGAGUGUGAAUGGGAACCGGAGUGCGAAUGGGAGUGUGAAUGGUACUACGAGUCCUAGUGAGGAGAACAGGGGGAGGAGGUUGUGAUGGCCAUGAUUUUCACGAUGACGAUGACGAAAUGAUGGAUAUGCAUGGUAGUAUCUAUGAGCAUUCUUGCAUGUAGUGUUUCUUUGGCAAAAUUCACUCUUAUUCUUUAGCUACCUAGCUCAUGGCGAGGCGUUUGGGGCGCUCUGUUUGAUUGAAUUUGGCUUGUGUACCUAUCUCUCUGAAGAAUAGAUAUUCAUGAUGCAUUAUGGCAUUGCAUGUUCAUCACCA
This is a messenger RNA of Pyrenophora tritici-repentis Pt-1C-BFP, 1995 nucleotides long. RefSeq lists its product as uncharacterized. The record is from RefSeq and is a predicted model, not a curated record. Gene Ontology annotation, cellular component: fungal-type vacuole membrane. NCBI's taxonomy places the organism in Eukaryota, Fungi, Ascomycota, Dothideomycetes, Pleosporales, Pleosporaceae.